UCUCUCACAGUCUCACUCUCUGCAACCUGUGGCUACAAAAAGUAGUAGACAAAAAAAGACUGCGCAAGAUAGAAACACUCAACCGCUGAAAGAUAACGUACACUCUUUUGGUGACAACAAAAGAUCUUCCCAAUUUCAUACACGUCCUCUGUUAUUCCUGUGAGUUUAAGAGUUCGAUUGAGGAAACAAAGGUUGGAAAAAAUGGCGUCUUUACAAAUUGGGAAAUCAAAUUUCUCUCCCUUUCUUGGAUUUCGAUCUGAUUUUUUGAUGGAUUCUGAUUUCAUUUCUUUGAGAUUACCGUGUCAUAAGAAAUUGAAAUUUUCAGUUAAAAGAGAACUUAGGGUUUGUUGUAGAGUCCAAAAUGAUGAUGGUGAAACCAACAAAGGUGAAGAACCUGCAGAAUCCUUGUUUAUGAAGGAACUACGUAGACGAGGAAUGAAACCUACUUCUUUGAUUGAGGAAAGUGCUAAAAAAAGCUUGUACGAAGCUGUUGAAGAAACAACACAGAAGGAAGAUGAGAGAGGGUUCUCAAAGAGUUCAGUUUCCACUGACUUUGAGAUUGGUCGACUUGCUAAUCAAAGGCAGACGUCCAUGGCGUUGAACAGUGAAGGCCUCGAGGGUUUGAUUCCACGUGCUAAACUGCUGCUAACUCUUGGAGCAACAUUUUUCUUGGGAUUUUGGCCAUUGAUCCUUGGAACUGUGGUGAUCUUUGGAGGUCUCUACUUUUAUUUUGGUUCAAGUUUCAUUCAUGAUGCAACCAUGAGGUCCAUGUCACCACCUCCUUACAUUGAUCCAUAUGUUCUUCUAGAAGAAGAGAGGUUAUCAAAGAUUGCUGAGAAUGUUAAAUGAAGAAUUUGGAGCCUCGAAAAAUGAAUAUAGUUAUACACUGCACGAUGGAAGUAUCAAAAAGAGUACAGGUUUCUGUUGCUUCUUUUUCUACAAGUGCACAUGUACUUACUCUGUAAAUCUGACAGUUUUAGUAUUAGUGUAUACAAGUUUAUUGAUAUUGAUUUGGUGUUGGUUCUGGUUUCUCA
Papaver somniferum (opium poppy) is the source of this 1034-nucleotide messenger RNA. RefSeq lists its product as uncharacterized. The coding region runs from base 202 to 849 and encodes 215 amino acids. NCBI's taxonomy places the organism in Eukaryota, Viridiplantae, Streptophyta, Magnoliopsida, Ranunculales, Papaveraceae. The record is from RefSeq and is a predicted model, not a curated record. The transcript has 4 exons.